CAUGACACAUCACUGCAUUGAGCCCACGGGCGCAGUGAAGGCUUCGACUAGAUGAUGUUCAGAGCGUGGAGGAUAGAGGGAAGAAAUCUGUUGAGAUAAAUAGUAUGUUCAAAUGGAGAGACAUGGUGGUGGUGAUGAUGAUCCGAUGCAACCCAUAAACAAUCAUGAUAAAGUCUCUGGUAAAACCUUUAUAGUACACAACCUCUCUGGUAGUCUUCUCCCUGAGUUGGAAGAGCAAGGCGCCAUGAGGAGGAAUGACUAUUAUAUCCCUGUAUCCGUUGAGGAGAAGGCAGCUGACUUUGGGAACACUAAGGAUGGUGGUGAUGGCAAAUACAACCAGUAUGACUCCAUCCACUUGAACUCCCUCAAGUCAGAUGAGGCAGCCUCAGGCCCAAGGCAGGGGCCUACAUUCCAGGAUGGCCAGCGGCGGGUGGACUAUGUUCUCACAUAUCAUGUCCAGAAACCCCAGAGUGUUCGCCGCAAGACAUCCCGCUUUGCAGAUUACCGCAUCCUCAGGAGCCUGCGCCGCAGUCUGAGCAUGAUGAGAAGUCGGGACACACCACCACCCAAAGAAGACCCUGAGAUUGCUGCCUACAAGCAUCGCCUUGACUACCAUGAGGAUGACAAGCGCUUCUGCCAGAAUGAGUUUGAGGAUAACCUUCGGGAGAUGGGUCUGGAGCUAGAAAAGGAUGAGGGGAACAAAAUCCCGGGAAUUGGCUUCCUGAAGAUCCAUGCUCCCUGGAAUGUGCUCUGUCGGGAGGCAGAAUUCAUGAAGCUCAAGAUGCCCACCAAAAAGGUGUACGAGGUCAAACAGGGAAGUGAUGUGGUGGAGAGGAUCAAUCUGUUCAUCCACAAAGUGACUGCACCACUUCAUCCUAAAGUGGAGCCGAAUAGACCCCAAAAUGUGAAGCAUCUCUCCCACCCUUUCUCCAGGGAAAAGCAGCACCUGUUUGAUCUCUCAGACAGAGAGUCUUUCUUCGACAGCAAAACCAGGGCCUCAAUAGUAUAUGAAGUGUUGAAACGUACAAGAUGCACUAAAGCCAAAUACACCAUGGGAAUCACCAGUCUCCUUGGCAAUGGUGUUUACACUGCUGCGUACCCUCUUCACGAUGGGGAUGUUGACGGCGUGGGGGCGGAGGCCAAUGACAGAAAGAUCUUGUAUGAAGAAUGGGCAAGCUACAGUGUCUUCUACAAGUACCAACCAAUUGGACUAAUCAGGAAGUACUUUGGGGAGAAGAUUGGCCUGUACUUUGCCUGGCUGGGGGUUUACACCCAGAUGCUGAUCCCUGCUGCCAUAGUGGGGGUCAUAGUGUUCCUGUAUGGCUGUGCCACUGUGGACAAUGACAUUCCCAGCAUGGAGAUUUGUGAUCCGAGAAACAACAUCACCAUGUGCCCACUGUGCGACCGCGCUUGCAGCUACUGGAAGCUGAACACCGCAUGCGGCACGGCCAGGGCCAGCCAUCUUUUUGACAACCCGGCCACCGUCUUCUUCUCCAUCUUCAUGGCCCUCUGGGCUGCCAUGUUCAUGGAGCACUGGAAGAGAAGGCAAAUGAGACUCAAUUACAUCUGGGAUUUGACUGGCUUUGAAGAGGAAGAGGCGCACAAGGGCCACCAUAGGGCUGAGUAUGAGAUCAAAGUCAUGCAGAAGACCCUGAAGAAACAGGAUAUGUCUCCCGAGGAUGAAAAAGUGAAACUGACAUGUACAGACCGUGCACCAGCAUAUUUGACUGGCCUUUUCAUUAUGCUUUUUAUGGUUGGUGUGACCUUUGCCAUAGUGUUCGGGGUCAUCCUGUACAGAAUCUCCAUCAGGGCUGCCUUACACAUGAGCUCCAAUCUCACGGCUCGCUCCAACGUCCGGGCAACUGUCAAGGGCACCGCUGCUGUCAUCAACCUGGUGAUGAUCAUCAUCAUGGAUGAGGUCUACGGUGCCUUAGCUCGCAGGCUCACUCUUCUUGAGGUGCCAAAGACUGACAAGAGUUUUGAGGAGAGGCUGAUUUUCAAGACCUUUGUUCUGAAGUUUGCCAACGCCUUCACCCCCAUCGUCUACCUGGCCUUCUUCAGGGGCAGAAUGGUUGGGCGUCCUGGGGACUAUGUGUAUGUUAUCGGGUCAUACAGGAUGGAGGAGUGUGCCCACGCAGGUUGCCUGAUGGAGCUGUGUAUUCAGCUCUGCAUCACCAUGCUGGGCAAACAGCUCAUCCAGAACAACCUGUUUGAAAUCGCCAUCCCUAAAAUAAAGAAGCUGAUCAGGCGUCAGAGGUCUGAAAUGGACUCUCAGCAGCAGGAGGACUAUAACAUGACCCUACAGCGCCAUGAGAAGGACCACUUCCUGGGUCCCUUUGUGGGCCUCAGCCCAGAGUACAUGGAGAUGAUCAUCCAGUUUGGGAUGGUGACCCUGUUUGUGGCCUCCUUUCCCUUGGCGCCACUCUUUGCUCUGCUCAAUAACAUCAUCGAGAUCCGUCUGGAUGCUAAGAAGUUUGUCACAGAGGUCAGGAGGCCCAUCGCAGCCAGAGCAAAAGACAUUGGCAUCUGGUAUAAUCUUCUGAGAGGGCUCAGCAAAGUAGCAGUCAUUGUAAAUGCGUUUGUGAUUUCCUUUACGUCAGACUUCAUCCCUCGACUAGUCUACCAGUACAUGUACAGCCCUGAUGGCUCCAUGCAUGGCUUUGUCAACCACACCCUGUCCUACUUCAACGUCAGUGACUUCCAGCCUGGCACUGCUCCUCUGCAGCCAAUGCACCUCGGGUAUGAAGUGCAGAUAUGCAGAUACAAGAACUACAGAGAGACACCAUGGUCCAACACCCCCUAUGACCUCUCCAAGGAGUUCUGGGCUGUACUGGCUUGCCGGCUGGCCUUUGUCAUUGGAUUUCAGAAUGUGGUGAUGCUGAUGAGUGACUUUGUUGACUGGCUGAUCCCAGACAUCCCCAAGGACAUCAGUCUGCAGAUCCACAAGGAGAAGCUCCUCAUGGUGGAGCUCUUCAUGAAGGAGGAAGAGGACAAGAAGCUCCUCCGAGACAACCACACCAACCAAAGUCCUCUUCAGCCCCGCUCUCGCCCUGCUUCGCAUACACCUUCUAACUGCUAGUGCCCUGGUGGGUGGCUCCAUCUGCCCAUUCAUCUGGUCUGGUCAAAAACCUUGGACUUGGACACUCCACACACACAGCGGCCUACUCAAGAAAAGAGGGAGGCAGUUAUUGGCAGGCUUCUGCACUUGCACCCCUUCUGACUUGUAGCAAGUCAUUGCCCAUCUUUUUGGUGAACCAGGUAUCAGGUAGAAGGCUCAGAGGGCUUUUUUUUGCACAAGAAUAAUACAAUGCAGGAAAUAUUUUUUGAAUAUGCAAUUUUGCUAGCUAAUGUUUUUAUUUUGUAACUUUUGCCUUUUUAAGACACUGAGAUCAGGUAAAGGAGCUUGCCAUUCUGUCUGUUUACCAUGCCAAUUUUCCCUUAUGUCAUGUUUUUUAUGUCCUGUUUGUUAUUAUACUAAUUAAUAUCUAUCAUGAGCUAGGUUUCCAUCCAAUUGGCUUAGAUUUUCAUGCGAAUAUUCUAAAAUCUGCAUAAAAACAAUAUGCACAUUUUCCCACCAGAGAUAUUUCCAUCUUUGCGGUUAAAUUCCCACCUACCGAAAAAAUUUUUUGCCUACAAGUUAAAGGUUUCCAUCACAUUUUCAACUCUACUGAUGGUUUUCUCACAAAAAAAAGUUGUGUUAUAUCAGAGGCGCAACUUUGGUUUUAGAAGUGGGGGGACAUGAUUUGAAAAACUUCCAGUCUAAUAAACACUCCAAACAGCCUACCCGACCGCUCGGAGGCGUCCGCAUGGUCAUAAAGCACACCGUUGUCUAGUUUGGGAUCACAUUACAAUGUUAAAAUUGGGGGGGACAAAAAUGCAAUUUCAGAAUGUGGGGGGGGACAUCACCUUGCACUUUCACCACCAUAUAAAGUUCAUCAUAAUUGAUUUAAUCUGUAGCCUAAUAAACUGCAUGCUUUCCCGACGAGUCGUAGUGGCAGGAUCACACAAGAUUUCAUCGCGUGACUCCAAGUUUACUUCGAUAUGAUGGUUAUUCCACCAAUAUUUCUCACAUAAUUAAUUUUACUUACACAAAAAGAACCCACCUUGUCUAUCGUAUUUUGUUUUGUCGACAUUUGGAAAGUUUACUGAACAUUUUUCUGGUUCCAUCAGGCCUGUCAUGACAUUUUUGGACAUGUACUUUACUGGCAUAAAAAGGUUGGAUGGAAGCCUGGUUACAGAGACUUUAUAAUAGUAAUGUUGUGAAUAAAAUUCUAACAAUGCUCUGUCAAACAUUUAGACAGGGGGACAGUGGCCUACAUUUUUGUUUCAUAAGAACAAAGCACAAAUUCUUUUUAAGGAGUUUAUUUUCUGAUUAACUGAAAUUUGAAUGGAUCCCAAGCACAGACAACUAUUUCAAGGAGAGGAAGAAGGUAUUUUGUCAGCUCAUUUUGUACAUCAUUUGUAAGUAAACGAUAUACUUUGUAAUGCAUAUCCAGUCAACAGUGAAUCCUAUCAAUAUACACAGUUUACAAAACAUUAGGAACACCGUCCUAAUAUUGAGUUCCACCCCCUUUUGCCCUCAGAAUAGCCUC
Molecule: messenger RNA, 4592 nt
Organism: Coregonus clupeaformis (lake whitefish)
Lineage: Eukaryota; Metazoa; Chordata; Actinopteri; Salmoniformes; Salmonidae
Product: anoctamin-1-like
Exons: 26
Coding region: 113-3079 (988 amino acids)
Biological process (GO): chloride transmembrane transport
Cellular component (GO): plasma membrane
Molecular function (GO): chloride channel activity; protein dimerization activity
Source: RefSeq, a predicted model, not a curated record